GCUGGUGGCUUUCAAUGGGGCGAAAGAAGCAACAGUGCGCGAAGGAAGCCGAAGUGAUUUUUGGGGGCUCGAGUGUUGUUAGGACGGGACCAGCCCCGGGGAGGUGCAACAUGGUUCCGCCCAUUUUUCUUCCAAUCAAGUGGAAUUGACGCUGACCCUUCCGACCGACAAGAAGAAGCUCAUUACAAACAAAUUGUUUUCUACAAUGCAAAUCCAAAUGUGCUGGUGUGUGAGAAGCUAAAAACGAGAAAAAAAAAAUCUCAAGUGGAAGUGAUUUUCUGAGUCAUCCUCCUCCUGCUUCGGUUGCCGAACGUAGAAGAAAUGUCCGGUCUCCGGGGUCCUCCUCAAGUAGUGCCGUGUAAUUUGAUACUUUUGGUCGGAUCCUUAAGAAGUCCGGUAGCGAGGCGAAUGAAACAGUGAAGCAAAACGAAAAAUUCUGUCUCUGCUUUUGUUAUUAACUGGAAGAAGAAGUGAGAGGAAUCGAUAAAAAAUGACAGGAUUCAUCCGUUUGAUCCGUAGCUGGACAUGACAGCUUGCAAAAAUAAAUUCUGUCUAUUAAAAAGUACGGUUGAUGUGAUCAAAGGGAAUGAUAUCAAUCAAGAGUGCUCAGUCAUAUCGAUAGUGUAGUGUGCCCUGUUUACUCAUCUGUGCCUCCAGUCCAGUAUUGAAUGAGAUUGAAUGAUAAGCUGAUAGCAGCAGCACAGAGCAGUGAUAAUAGUGGCCCCAUAGUUCAAAGCGUUCAAGUGCAGUUGCAAGGGAGAAUAGCAGCCAGAGCCGGACAGAUAGUGCGUUCCUAGUACCACCACCAUCAGCACCAGCAGACGACAAGCCUCCCCCGAAAAUAGUCCCGCCGCUGCUAAACUAUGCCGUGUAACACAAGGUUGUGUGUAUCUUCACUUUGAUACAAAAAGUGGUGCAUGCAUUAAAAAGCGGUGAUAGUAGAAAUCCAAAAAAAAAAGCGAUAAAAGAAGAUAUUUUAGUGUGGUGUUCAUAGAUAGUGAGUGCUAAGUGAAAGCUCCGAUCGUCCCAUACGAAUAUACGUAAUCAAAGUGCGGGAUAAAGUCUUGGAAAGUAGAAUCCAAGUCAACCCUCAAAAGCGACAUCCGACUGGGUUGCCAGAGAAAAUCGUUUGUUUCCUGCGUUAACCGAGAAGUAAAACAGAAGAUAAUCCUGCGAAAAAUGGCGGAAGCCGCCGGUCAGAAUAACAACGCCGCCUGUGCCCAAGCUGGGCCAGCUGCAGGGGGUGGCGGUACGUCCAACAAUGGCGUCACCAACACCAACCCCAACGCCGAGGUCAUCCGGGGCCAGCUGUUCGAGGUGGGACCCCGCUACAACCAGCUGGCGUACAUCGGCGAGGGUGCCUACGGAAUGGUUGUAUCUGCCGUGGACACCGUGACAAAGACAAAGGUUGCCAUCAAGAAAAUAUCCCCCUUCGAGCACCAGACCUACUGUCAGAGAACGUUACGGGAAAUCAAAAUCCUCACCCGGUUCAAACACGAGAACAUCAUAGACAUAAGAGAUAUCCUGCGGGUGCCUAGUAUAGAACAGAUGAAGGAUGUAUAUAUUGUCCAGUGUUUAAUGGAGACUGAUCUAUACAAACUGCUGAAAACACAGAGACUUAGUAACGAUCAUAUCUGCUAUUUCCUGUACCAAAUCCUGCGUGGUCUCAAAUACAUCCACUCGGCGAACGUGCUCCACCGGGAUCUGAAACCGAGCAACCUGCUGCUGAACACGACUUGUGAUUUAAAGAUUUGUGAUUUCGGUCUCGCACGAGUGGCUGACCCGGAGCACGACCACACCGGUUUCCUGACGGAGUACGUCGCCACCAGAUGGUACCGAGCGCCGGAAAUCAUGCUCAAUUCCAAGGGCUACACCAAAUCCAUCGACAUCUGGUCGGUGGGUUGCAUACUGGCCGAGAUGCUCAGCAACCGGCCCAUCUUCCCCGGCAAGCACUACCUGGACCAGCUGAACCACAUCCUGGGCGUGCUGGGAUCGCCCUCGCAGGAGGACCUGGAGUGCAUCAUCAACGAGAAGGCCCGCAGCUACCUGCAGUCGUUACCGUACAAGCCGAAGGUUCCGUGGUCCCGGUUGUUCCCCAACGCGGACUCCAAUGCGCUGGACCUGCUCGGCAAGAUGCUCACCUUCAACCCGCACAACCGGAUUUCGGUCGAAGAGGCUCUGGCGCAUCCGUACCUGGAGCAGUACUACGAUCCCGCCGAUGAG
Molecule: messenger RNA, 2223 nt
Organism: Aedes albopictus (Asian tiger mosquito)
Lineage: Eukaryota; Metazoa; Arthropoda; Insecta; Diptera; Culicidae
Gene: rl
Product: mitogen-activated protein kinase 1
Biological process (GO): intracellular signal transduction; protein phosphorylation
Cellular component (GO): nucleus; cytoplasm
Molecular function (GO): ATP binding; MAP kinase activity
Source: RefSeq, a predicted model, not a curated record